Messenger RNA from Strongylus vulgaris, 378 nucleotides. Lineage: Eukaryota; Metazoa; Nematoda; Chromadorea; Rhabditida; Strongylidae. The record is from the annotation of a GenBank genome assembly.
AUGUUAACAACGAGUCUACCUUCGGAUCGCCACAAUAGAAGAAAUCUCUAUUGUCAUUUAGCCUCUAUCUCUACAGCAUCAAAAACUGGCGUACAUUGCCUACUCGCCGCGGACUUGCUGAACUUUGGAAACGAUGAGGCAACCAAGAACAAGGUGGAAGAAGAGAAGCGCUUUAUCCUCAAUCUUGGAAAGCACCUGUUUGCUGAAGUGCCAGAUUGUAAAACUGGUAUUUGGGUUUACGGUUUUGUUGAAGGUAAUCCGACCUCUCCUCUCUUAACUAAUGAAACUAUGAUUGAUAGCUACAACGAGUUCGAAAGCAGCACUGAUGAAAUGAUGAGGCUGACAGCCAACAUAUCUGGGAUCCAUAAUCAAAGGUAG